This is a messenger RNA of Dicrocoelium dendriticum, 810 nucleotides long. The record is from the annotation of a GenBank genome assembly. Lineage: Eukaryota; Metazoa; Platyhelminthes; Trematoda; Plagiorchiida; Dicrocoeliidae.
AUGUUAGGAGCGCAGGCUCAUUAUCUCUUCAAGCACGGUCAUAUACCAGAAAGUUUGGGCGGUCUGACGCCUACUGCUGAGGAGGCUGCCUUGUUACGGAAGCGCCCUCUGGACGAUUCUGCGGGGUGCAGUUCUAAUUUCUCCGAUUCGUCGGACACUAGCGUUGAGUCAACCCGUCACGUGAACAUGCGACGCACGUCUCGCCAAGCAAUCCGAUGCACCCGAAAGCUCGGUCCCAUGAUUCGAUUCCCACAGGCAUUACGGGCCGGGCAACCUGUCGGUUCGGCGUCAUCUUCUCAAACGGACGAUGCAUGUACUCGGGAGAUACCCUCAAAACAGCGAUCAACGGAUUCUUUUCCCUCCUCUGAGUCCCAUAAGCGCAUAAGAAAGACACGAUCUAAGACGAACUCGGUCGACUCUACUGAGCUGCCAAAUCCUAGCGGUGAUGCACCAUCGCACACCAAUGCGGAACAGGUGCCGCACAGUGAAGCGUGCUGGGUGCUGCGGCCCUCCCAAGGUGGUACUUGUCCCUCGUCAUCGGUCUACCAAUGCAAGUUGUGUCAACCUGUUUGUUCCAGGCUGUUCAAUUUACCACGACAUCCCAAACAAGCACACAGAGAUGUGUUUCAGUUCUAUUGCGGGUAUUGUGGUUUCCGCGCCGAUGCUCUAGGUGCAUUGGAUGAACACUUGGCGCGCCACCUUCGACUCAAGCAGUUUGCUUGCGAGAAUCUCGGCUCUCAACUUCUCACUCCACCUACCGAUUCGAGUCCUACAAUCAUUUCACCAUCUGCUGGGGGUUUUUCGCAGUAG